Messenger RNA from Paramisgurnus dabryanus, 6767 nucleotides. RefSeq names its product neuronal tyrosine-phosphorylated phosphoinositide-3-kinase adapter 1. Gene Ontology annotation, biological process: phosphatidylinositol 3-kinase/protein kinase B signal transduction; neuron projection morphogenesis. NCBI's taxonomy places the organism in Eukaryota, Metazoa, Chordata, Actinopteri, Cypriniformes, Cobitidae. The record is from RefSeq and is a predicted model, not a curated record.
GACAGACUGCUUACGUCUGCACACAACGCCGACAAGAUUGUAAAUACGUACGUCGAAUCAGCUGUCAGAAAGGUGGAGGCAAGGGCAGAAUGUAAACGGAAUGACAACAUAACGACAUAUUGUAGCAUUUUUAUUUUUGUAUGGAUAGUGCAGAAAAUGCCCCCCUUUACAAAAACAGCAGCAUGAUACAACGUCAUUCUGGGAGAGAGAGUCGCGCAGCUCGGCAUCUGUUUCGUCUGUGAGCGACGAUCACUACAGCAAGAAUUGGAAUAUUAAUAUUAAUAUCAGCGCUGGCUGAGCGAAGUGCGCCGCCAGUGCCGACGUUUAUCCGGCAUUUACCGCGCAAACAUAUAUAGCCGCUUCACAAUAUCUGCAUUUGUGAAUGAUACUGUGGGCCUGCUUUGAACGGAUGUUUUUUUCCUUCAACGUCGCAGUGAAACUGCACCAUGGAUAGCGACGCGCUUUCUCAUCGCGCUCCGUAAGCUCAGCGCGGGGAGUGAAUGGGGAUGAGGAUGUUGUUUACAAAAAGCAGCCAGCCGCCAGCCCGCUGAUGCUCAGGCUCUCGUGCGUCUAAUCUUUUAUGACACGUUUGGAAAUUACUGUCACCUACGUCUUUGCUUUAUAAAGAGGGCAAUGUCAUCGUCAGCAGACCGGCGUGGAUUUGUUGUUGUCUGAUUUUACUACUUGUCAUCCGCAAUUCGACUUCACACCGUUUAUGUAACUGGGACGGGGAACACAUCAUAACCCCCAUCUGUGCUCCUAAUUGGUUCUCUAUACCAUGAGCUCUGGCUCCACCCAGGAUGUGGCGGUGGAGAAUUUCCUGCGUGACAUAGAGAGGCGGGGCCAUUGGCUGCACUGUGCUGUUAUUGGCUGUGAGGAGGAGCACCCCAGAGGCGACAUGAACCUGUUGUAUCGCAAAAGUCGACUGGACUGGAGACACAGAGAUCAGGAAAGCAAGAAAAGCUCUAAUUAUAAAGAUGCCUCCUCUGCAACGGUUGGGAAGGUUCGGGAUCUGGCGUCAUUUCGGCGCCAUUUCCGAAUGGGAUUUAUGACGAUGCCGGCGUCUCAGGACUUGUCGCCCCACUCUUGUGCGGCCGCAAUGGCACCACGCUCUCAAUCAUGCCACGCUGUGGGGACCGGGGAGGAGGAGGAGAUGGAGAAUGGCUAUUAUCCAGACUCAGAUCCCCAAAACCAAUCGAAUCCAUCCCGCUGCCCCCCAGCAAAGCCUAAACGCCACCCCAACACCCGUCUGAGCUCCAACAAGGAGCAGGAACAUCCUCUUCGUGGGGUCCAUGCACCACCUGAUACUCCGCCACCUCCACCUCCUAAUCACCCUCACAAACACUCAGAAAAGCGGAAUGCAAUGAAGAAAUCUGAUUCAGGUGAAAUGUCAGGACGGAAAGUUCCUCCCUUAAAGCCCAAACGGAGCCCAAGCACACAGCUCUCCUUUGACCCCCCACCCCUUCGUGUCCCACCAUCCACCACACCUCUUCCUUUCCAAAGCUCUGAACCCUCUCACCGGGGUGAUGGGGGAGAUGAUGAGCCGGUUUACAUUGAGAUGGUGGGCCAGGUUUUUACUCGAGAAACUCACAAUGCCCCCACUCCUCAUCCCCUCACACCGUCUGCCACCACGCCUGAUUCUGAUUCGGAUCAGGGAGAAGCUAUUUACGAAGAGAUGAAGUAUCCCCUCACAGAUGACGCAGCUCGAGAAGCCCAUCGGCGCUUGCCACUCAAACAUGAUCGAAUCAAAUCUAAAGUGUACCACUCCUCUGUGGUCUCAUCCUCCUCUUCCCCAACCUCCUCCUCUCUCCCACGCCCCUCAUCUUCCUCUCCGGCCUGCUCCUCCUCCUCCAAGCCUAAAGCAUCAGUCUCUAUCUCCCACUCUUCACCUCUUCCCUCAUCCUGCUCUUCGGCCUCCUCCACACCUGUACCACAACCGCUCUCUUCCUCACCACACCCUCCUCGUGCCCCCACUCCCUUUCUGUUGCCAGGGGCCAAGCCUGAACAUGAGUCCAGCUCCAGUAAGAUUCCGGCACCCUUCCCUAACUUGCUUCAGCACAAGCCCCCGCUUCUGGCUUUUCCCCAGCCAGCUGCUGCCUCAAGUGGUGUGGGGGCUCAGCACAAGUCCAGCUCGGCCAAGAUCAGUGUGCAGUCAGCCUCCAGCCUGCCAGUGUCUACCAGCACCUCCUCCAGCACGAGCUCCACCAGCAAUUCCAAAGAGUCCUCUGGAGUCGAGAAGGAUCGAGAAAAGGAGAGGAGGGAUGGACAGCUGGGACCAGCACCAGGACUUAGAGCCCGAAGUCAUUCCACACCUCUACCUCCAUCAUCAAAAUCCUCCUCUCCGUAUUCCCACCACCACCAUCAUCAUCAUCAUCAUCCACACCAUAGGCCAUCCCACUAUCACCAUUACCGCAAACCUGAGAAAGAGACCUUGGGCAAAGGGUCAGGGCAGGGUUCUUCUCAGUCCUCCACCCAGACACAAACACAGCCUAAGGAGGGCAAGUCCGUCAGCUUCCUGCUCAAGUCUGAGAAACCGGAGAGAGAUCGAGAUAGAGACAGAGAUCGCGAUCGAGAGAAAGAUUCAAGCACACCAUCAUCCAGCCAGACUGAUGCCCUCACUUCAGGCACGUAUACGCCGACUUCUCAGACCGGUACAAGCACCACGUCAAGUCUACCACCAUCGUCAGCUGCACCUUCCUCCUCUUCUUCCACCCAGCGUCCACCAUCUCGUUCUCAUAUGCACCGUUCCCACACCCCUCACUUGUCCCAUAACCUGCCUGCUUACAAACCUCCCCCUUCUGACAGUCCCCUGUUGUGGACCUACCCCUCUGUGGGUUUCCGUCGGCCACCCGCCUAUGACAGCCUGCGUGGAGGCUCCCAGUUGCCAUCCUUACACACAGACCCAAAUAAAACUGGGUCUGCAACCCAGGCAUUGCAGGCCAAGACUGGGUUCGUUCCUUGGGACAGUGCAGCUGGUCUGGGAUUCAGCGAUGAACAGGCUUACUGGCCCAUGCAUAGAAAAUUGUCAUUCAGUCAUGGGAGCCGAGACUCAGAGAAGGAAGAUGAAAGUGUGUGGAAUGGGAGUGCAGAUGCUCUGUUGAGGAGAGAGAGAGAUAAUAUAGGAGUAUCCAUGCGGGGUGGAGGACACUCUGGAAUUCCUGUGCGGGCUACGGGAAGACACAGUGAGAGUUUGGCUGGUGCGGACGGACCCCCAGGGUUGAAAGGACUGAUACGAGCUGGACUCCCUUUACCCUGCCAAACUUUCCCAGCAUGCCGCAAUGGAGAGUUAGGUCGCCUUGGCAGGUCGUCCUCCACAUCAGGAGUAAGACAAGUGGGAGGUGACAUUCAAAGGCAAAGCAGCCUGCCAGCCAGAGAAGUACUUAACCAGAUUCACGCACUCUCGCAGUUUCAUUCUCAGACUCCUUGCAGUCCAUCAUUGACCCGGCAGCAGCAGUACCAGCACCAGCAGCAGGUUCACCUCCAGUUCCAGCAGCUGGCUCAGCUCGCUGCUCAGGCCCAGCUACCCAUCAGUGCGGGCACCAGCAGCACCUCCGUGACCCCGGCCCAGCGUGACGGCAAGCUCCUAGAGGUGAUCGAGAGGAAGCGCUGCCUCUGCAAGGAGAUUAAAGCUCAUCGCAGACCAGAUAAGAGCUUAUGUAAGCAGGACAGCAUGCCUAUUUUACCCAGCUGGAGGAGAACACCAGAGCCACGUAAGACUGGAACGCCGCCCUGCCAGAGGCCUCAGGCUGUGGUGUGGGACACAGCCAUCUGACCAAUAGAAAUGGGGGCAGCGAGUAAGAAAAUCAUGACCGGUAGAAGAGGAGCGAACAAAUCUUUUUGUAAAAAUCUUUCUGAAAAUAAGUAAAGUGGCCUUUGAACGUAGAGAUUAUAAAAGACACUGGGAAGGAAAACAGAGAUGAAUUGAAAUUGUGUAGUGCAGACGUUUUGCCGAGAAAAUAGCAUGAUUUAGAUUCAGUUUCUCUGUAGAACUGAGAGAGAAAAGUUUUUCAUGGUGUUCAUGUGCCAUAAAACUGCAGCAGCUUCAGUACACACAUUCAGAAACACACCAGAGAGACACUUUAAUUUGUACUCUCUCUCUGACCUGCUGCAAAUAUAACCUGUGCUGCUGAGUUUACAACCUUUUUGAAACACCUUGGAAACUUUUGGAGCGCCGUUUGUACGUUUGAAAAUGACGGAAGAGAAUAGACACGUUCUUUUCUCCUAAGGAAUGAAGAUAUAUCAAAACUUAAGAUGUGUACAGAAUGAAGGGACUCUAAAAUAUUGAAGUGGGAUUUUCUUCAUAUCAUAAACUGUUUGUGACUUUGGACUUGUGUUUUUACUGACCAGAUUUACUCAAUUAUGCUGCUGUUUUCUGGGCAUCCACUAGUCUGAUGUUUUUUUUACAUUCCAGAGGGGUGACUGCGUGCGUGCGUGCGUGCGUGUGUGUGUUGUCAUGAGGAACUAUGUAUCUUUGAUUUAGAGUUGUGUAAGGUCGCAGAGUGAUGUAAAAGUGAGCAGUCCAAGGGAAAAGGUGAAUGAAACACAAUAUUUACAAAAUAUCAACACUUUUACACAAAGAACAAAAGUCGUACACAUCUUGUUUAUAUAUAUUUAGAACCAGUUUCAGUGGAAAAUGAAGGGCUGCUGUAGUUUGUAGAAAAGUGAUCAGUAGAUCCAUUUGUCCAAACAUUUGCCCAAUUACUGCCUAUUGAUCGAGUGCCAAUUUAAUGAGUAUGAUGACUUGUGAGUCUGGGUAAUAAAAGAGAAAGUAGUUCAGCAGAAGUUACACUAUGUGACUUUUGUAGCAAUAUCUGUUAAAACAGAAGACCGAUCUCAGUAUUAAUCUCAGUCCAGUAUACUCAUGGUGGAGAUAAAGACAACCAAUAACAUCUAGAUUCUCAUUGCAUUAUUUCAUGGAUAAAACUUACACAAAGCAUAAUAUAGCCAACAGUGAGAUCGCUUUAUUGGAAAGAAUGUAUGGGUCGACAUACAGAUCGCUGUCAUUGUAUUUAGCAUUUCCUAUCCGUUUACAUUCAAUUUGGAUCAUAAGUAGGCGUCUAACUGUCAGCCAUUACAGUCCUUUCGGAAGCGAAGUUUUUCAUGCCAAUCAGCUGGGGUUGACAUGAAGUUAAAAGUGGGGAGGGUAUCUACUGUAUGACAGUAAGAUCAAAUAUAUGAAAUGUAUUUGCCAAUCCCACCAUAGACUAAAAGAGUCAUCACUUUUCUUAGAAACAGAGCAAAUUUCACCUUUAGCAUUCAUGCACAUACGGUACACUUAAAAGUGCCCUGCUGGGAUGACAACGUGCAGCAGUGCUCCAUAAACAAAUGCUGGAAUUUGUCCGCACAAAGGAAAUCAAUUCCCACAUGCUCUCAAGAUUAAACAACAACGAGGAAAAAAUACACAAGUGUCAAAAUCUGUAAAAUAAAUAUGUACAACUGUAUUGAUUAUGUAGCAACUAUUUCCACUUUCAUACUUGUAAUCAAUAAAUAUAUUGUAGCAUAUAAUGUAUAAAAGUACAAGUUGUUUAAUUGUUUUCUAAAGAAAUUUAGUAGUUUUAUGUGUGGCUACCUGUCUACACUGUAGUGAAUGGAGCGCUGAUAGGAGAGCCUUCUUUGCUAAAGGCACAGUCUCAAACCAACACCGACAUUUUUUUUUCCGGCUAGUGUCAUGCAAGUCCCUUUAAACGACUUAUUUCUGAUUGCAAAUACUGACUCACAAACACACUUUCCCGUUUCUGUACAGAUCCACCCAGCUCAUUAGAAUAACACUGGAUGUUUUUCAAGUACUUAUGCUGCUAUAUUGAUUAUUACUUUUGCUUUCAUAUCCCUCACUGCUGUUAUUUAAGUUUUCUUCUUUUAUUUUUAUUUUUUUAUUUAUUUUUUUAUUUCUGGGGAGUGGAUUCUUCUGUAACUGUUGGCAAUUGAAUGUUACUCAGUUGUUGUUCUUGUUGUGGUUGUAUUUAAACGUUGUUGUAAUUUUAAUUUAUUUAUUUUCAUUUUUUUGAAUAGUUAGCAGCACCAACCUGUAUACAGUUCUCACCCUGGCAACACUACUGAGAAAUGUAAAGGCAAUAUUGCAGCGAUGUUACCAAGGGUUUGACAUGUUGUCACCAUGACACCAGGGUUUCAUAGCAACACUGCACCAUCCAGGUGGCCAUUUUAAAUACAGUCUUUAUCAAACAGUCCACAGUAAACCCACAGUAGAGGAGGGCCGGUGCAAUGCAUGCUGAGAGUUCUUGAAGAAUUACCUUGAACAUACAGUAAGGUUGGGUUGCGUCCCAGACAGUCUACAUAAAUUGUGCCCAGUUUGUACUUCAGAUAUAUCAAUCAUCUAGUGGCAUUUAUUAAGAUGAAAAGGGAAACUUAAGUAUUAUUGGGUAAACUAGUUUACAGAAACCGUCGGCUUUGCGUGUCUACAUAAAUGGUGGCCAUAUUAUGAGUGCCAUAAUAUAUUGGUAUGGUAAGAUACGGUGUACCUUGGAAAUCACUGUAGUGCUAUAUUUGCAUUGAUAUCGUCAUGAAAUAAAUUUUAUAUUAUGAACAGAACUUCAUUUGUGUAAGUGUGUGCGUGUGUAUGUGCACGUGCAUGCGUUAGUGUGUGGGGGGUAUAUGUGGUUUACUGGACAUGAAUAGUGUAUAAUGACAUGUUUACUAUUCUAUAAACAUGGUUAACUGGGACACAAGUGUCCCCAUGAACUGAAAAGCUAAAAAAUAUACUAAAUGGUACUUUGUCAUAGAUUAAAGACAGGUUUUUGGGGUAGGUUAGG